Molecule: messenger RNA, 1465 nt
Organism: Drosophila ananassae
Lineage: Eukaryota; Metazoa; Arthropoda; Insecta; Diptera; Drosophilidae
Exons: 2
Coding region: 242-1195 (317 amino acids)
Biological process (GO): DNA integration
Molecular function (GO): zinc ion binding; nucleic acid binding
Source: RefSeq, a predicted model, not a curated record
UGAAACGAGUUUUUCGCUUUCUCUUGGAAUCCAGGUAACGAUGUAUCAACCCACAUAGCAAAAUUGCGUAGUCUAUGGAACGAUUUAAAUCAAACUUUAAAGGCCAAAAAUGAAACUGAGCUUCCAGAUUUAAUACUUGUUUGUAAAACGCUACAUAUUUUGCCAAAAACCUUUGAAACGUUCCGUCAAAGUUGGAUGCUCUUGACAAAAGACUUUCGACGAAUUAACUAAUCAAAUUGUCAUGUUUGAGAGAAAUCUUAGAACAAAAGAAAAUGACGAAAAGGAAAGCCAGGAGACUUUUUCUACCACAGCACAAAAGGAGCAUCAUCAGGAUUCAGGAGCAUCUGGUCGGAGAUUCGAUACCUGCCGCUAUUGCAAGAAAAAGGGGCACUGGGUGAGGAACUGCAUAAAAUGGAAGAAGGAUGGACGUCGGAAGCCGAGCUACCAGAAUGCUGAACAAGGAAAUUGUGCAGAACCAACGGUAACUCUCGUCUCAGUCCACAAUGGCGUGUUUGCAGCAGAGGCAAACUCAGAGGUCGACUGGUGGAUAGACAACGGUGCAACAAAACACGUUGUGAAGACUGCGAAGUAUUUCGAGCAUUUUGAGAAGUUUGAGAAUCCGAGUUGGAUCAGAGCAGCUGGAAAUGAAACCUUGUCAGCUUUGGUCCAGGGCACAAUCAAAGUCAAAACGAUUGUCAAUGGAAAAAUUCUUUUCCUUUCUUUUCUUGAGCUUGAGAGUAGUCAGCAAGUCAAGCUUGAGAGUAGCUUUUGCGAGCCUUGCAUCCUUGGAAAGGCGCAUCGAUUGCCAUUUGGAACGAGGAAACCAGCGACGAAGCCAGGAGAAUUGAUGUCAGGCGAUGUUUGCGGCCCAUUUGAGGAUUCUUUCCAGAAGAAGAGGUAUUUGGUAGUUUUUAAGGAUCAUUUCACCAGGUUUCGAUAUGGGUACAUCGUCAAGCAGAAAUCAGAGGUCAAGGACGUGCUACGACACAUGGUUUCUCACGCCAAGCUACACGGGCACACAAUUCGAGAAUUCCUGAGCGACAAUGGAGUAGAAGUCGACUGUGCAGGAGUGAGAGUAACUCUUCAGAAAGCUGGUAUAACUUUUCGACUCACCGUAUACUCCAGAACAAAACGGUGGUGUCGAGAGAGAGAAUCGAACGAUAGUCGAAAUGGCGAGAACUUUCAAGUAUUCUAAUCCAAAAAUAAAAUUUCCAGAAGCAAUUUGGUCCGAGUUGGUCAGCACAGCAGCCUACGUUCUCAAUAGGACGGGCAAAUCUUCGUUAAAGGGUCUGAGCCCUUACCAACUUUGGCUGGGCAAGAAACCAAGAAUCAAACAUCUUCGAAUCGUAGGAUCGACGUGCUAUGUACACAUUCCAUGCCAAAAAAGGAAGAAGAUGGACGAAAAAGCUGAAAAGGGGUACAUGGUGGGUUACGACGGCGAUGAGAGGUAUCGUAUUUACUUACC